Nicotiana tabacum (common tobacco) is the source of this 1830-nucleotide messenger RNA. Its product is annotated as transcription factor BC1-like. Lineage: Eukaryota; Viridiplantae; Streptophyta; Magnoliopsida; Solanales; Solanaceae. Gene Ontology annotation, biological process: regulation of DNA-templated transcription. The record is from RefSeq and is a predicted model, not a curated record. Gene Ontology annotation, cellular component: nucleus. Gene Ontology annotation, molecular function: DNA-binding transcription factor activity; protein dimerization activity.
UAUGUUUAUAUAAACCUGACCCUUUGGGACUUUCUCAAACUCAUUAUAAUAUUUAUUUCUCUCUUGAUUACUACCUCUGGUUACCAUUUCUCUCUUCCAUCACUUUCUUGAAUCCUUCCCUUGGGAUUUCCAAAGCAAAUCAUUUACUAAUAAAGAAGAAUUUUUUUUUAAAAAAAAGAUGGCUGCUUUUUCAUACCAAUUGCAGCACACAAACCCUUUCCUUCUUGACUCAGUUUUUUUGCCAAGUUCUCCUAUUAAGAUGUCUGGUUUUUUAGAGGAACAAAACAAUUCUAUAGUACAAUGUUUUACUCAAUUUUACCAACCAGAAUUUUUUCAGCAGCUCCCAACUGCCAAUGUGAUUGUUCAUGAAAGUAGCUAUUGCCUUGACCAAAGCACAAAUGUUACACUUGGCCAAAAUGAGCCUAAUUCUGUGACCAACAACCGUAGCAGCAGUGUUAGCUUGGAUAUGGAUUCUUCCUCUGUCACUGAUAAAAUAGAAAGUAGGAAUAAGCCUAAUUUUACUCCUAUGGACAAGAAAAGAAAAUCCAGAGAAGGGUCUUCCUCAAUGAGUUCUGCUCAUUCUAAGAAUGUAAAACAGGUUGAUAAUGGGAAAAAGAAGAAAAGCAAUAGCCAAUCAGUAGCCAAAGAGGAGAAAAAGGGAAAAGAGGAGAAGAAAGCUAAUGAAGAGGCUCCAACAGGCUACAUUCAUGUUAGAGCAAGAAGGGGUCAAGCAACAGACAGCCAUAGUCUUGCUGAAAGGGUGCGGAGAGAGAAAAUAAGUGAAAGGAUGAAGAUACUGCAAUCUAUUGUUCCUGGUUGUGACAAGGUAACUGGGAAGGCCCUCAUGUUGGAUGAGAUAAUCAAUUAUGUCCAAUCUUUGCAAAACCAAGUUGAGUUUCUCUUCAUGAAACUUGCUUCUUUGAAUCCAAUGUACUAUGAUUUUGGCAUGGACUUAGAUGCACUCAUGGUCAGACCUGACCAGAGUUUGAGUGGAUUGGGAACACCACUGCCAAAUAUGCAGCAAGCUAGCCCUACUAACAUUACAUCGCAGGCAGCUGAAGUUAUUCCUAACAUUAAUAAUAGUGGCUAUCCUUUCUUGGAUAAUUCAGCUUCACUCAUGUUUCAACAAGCACAUUUUCCUAAUUCCAUUUCUCAGGGUAAUGGACAGCUCUUAUGGGGUGCAGAUGACCAAAGACAAAAAUUUAUUAAUCAGUCAGGACUCAGCAACAACUUUUGUUCUUUCCAUUAAUGUAACACCAAGCCCUGCCCUACACUACAUCUGCAUUUUGGAAAGGAGGUUUUAUCCAGCAAAAGAGGUGGGGCUAAAAAAGAAGUUCAAACCUGACUAUAGUCCUAGUAUAUAACCCCCUGUGCAUGCAUAUGGAGGAUGCUAAAUCACCCUAUCAAGGCUCGGAUUCUUCUUAAAUAUUCACUAGACUAGAUUGAAAUGAUAGGCCUUUUGGAUGGAUGUUAUGAUUCAAGAAAUCAGUGGAAGCCAAAAGAGUCAACUGGCGGAAUAAGAAAGCAGAGAUCUUUUUGGAGAUCCUUUUGAUUGUUCCUGUCCAAUAUUUUGACUUAUAAUUCCUGAAUCUAUUGAAGCACAAGUUCCUAGAGCCAUGUGAUGGUGGUGGGUGGGUGUUAAACCCUAGCUUAGCUAAAAGAAGGGGAAAAAAUGUAAUUCGUUUUUUUGCAUCUUCUUCUAGUAAUUGAUAUUAUUAUUGUUGUUUCUUUGUUAUUACUGUUAAUUUUUACGGUUUUAGUAGGGUUUGAUGUUAUUUUGUGAAUGCCACAUGAUUGGUUUGCAUAAAAGAUGGAGGAUUGUUGCUUUCA